Molecule: messenger RNA, 1928 nt
Organism: Poecilia latipinna (sailfin molly)
Lineage: Eukaryota; Metazoa; Chordata; Actinopteri; Cyprinodontiformes; Poeciliidae
Gene: cd79b
Product: CD79b molecule, immunoglobulin-associated beta
Exons: 5
Coding region: 249-860 (203 amino acids)
Biological process (GO): B cell differentiation; B cell receptor signaling pathway
Cellular component (GO): B cell receptor complex; external side of plasma membrane
Source: RefSeq, a predicted model, not a curated record
UAUAAUAAUUUUCUUUUAGUUUUAAAUGAACUUUUCUUUCUUUUCCAGGCUGUAAUAUUGAAAGUGCAUUGCUCAAAGUUAUUUUGGUUUGUUGCUCUCCUCCCCUCAUUUGCAUGAGACUGAAGCUUGUCAGACGGACUCCACACCCACUCCUGUAGUAACAGCUUAAUUCUUGUGCAGACUGCAGAGAGUCCUCCACGCACUCGCGGUGUCAACUGUUAAGUCGGUUUUUCCUUUUGCGUGUCAUCAUGCGUUGGACUCUAGCUGGAUGCUUUGGAUUUGUGUUGAUAAGUAUAUCAGUCGCCCUGCAGAUCAGCCAGAAACCCAGGUUCUACGGAUUAAGACCUCGUAAGAAUGUGCCUAUUUACUGCCAAGUCUCACAUCAACAUCUGAAAAGCACAGUGGAGUGGCACAAAGCUGACAAAUAUGGCGCGGUCAAGAAUAAGGUUAUGGAUAAUGAAAGGAUUCGGUUUGGACAUCAACUUAUGAUCCAAAACGCUUUCCUGUACUUCAACGACCUCAAAGUAGAGGACAGAGGAGUGUAUUACUGCUCAGUAAAUGGCACUUUUGGCCCUGGAACUGAAGUACAAGUAGUCAGGCCCUACGACCCUGUCAAAGCCCUGUACAGAAGCCAGAUGAAGGAUGGCCUUAUUGUCCUGCAGGGCCUGCUGUUGGGUGUUUGUAUCGGUGCUUAUCUACUGCGUAGACAAAAUCUGAUGAAAGAUAACGACAGCUUAUACGAAGAGCCUGAAACUGACCACAUAUAUGAGGGCUUGGCCAUUGAGGCAUGUGGAGGAGGUCUGUAUGAAGAUCUCACGGCGUACGCUCGGGCUGAGGGAGCCGAGGCCCCGUGGGAGUGAGACCGACAUUUCCUGCCGCCCCAUUGAUAUGGAGUGCAUACUCAUCAUUUUCAGUUGUGCAGUGAAAAGCAGACGGACGGAGCCUCCUGUCGGGUGUGAAUAUAUCUGUGUUUUACCCAGAAUGGUGCAGUUUUUGUCAUAUGCUUAAGACGGUUUACUUCUACAUUUUCCAGCAUUUGCCCUACAAAAUCACAGCAGCUGACAGUCGUGACCCAGCAGGACAGAAACGUCACUGCUAACUAAAUCUAAAGGACAUCAACACAAUUCAAACAACAACAAAGACCCUCCGUUGGUGGUUGUUGUAUGAAUGCAUGAACUGUGUCCCAGGGUGGGUUUGUAAAUGUUAUGUUUUUCUUUCAAAAAAUCGGAACAGUAGAGUCAUUAUCUUCAAGUUUGAUCCGUCUCAUCAUUUUAGAUUUUGGAUUAGGAAUGAUCGACGGAUUCUUUAUAAAACAGUAAUACAGUAUUUUAAUUAAUGACCUCAAUACUGUAAUUUCAGGUAUAAAAAAACAUCAGCUUUCUUAGCUACCCAUGUUGUGCAGCAAUGUAUUUUCUUAUGGCACUCGUUGCCUGGAGAUGACAGUAUAGAAAACAGAUCCUCAUUCAAUCAUAACUACAUUGCUCUAUCUUAUAACAUUCUUGUGUGUGUCUUGUCAAAAAUAUUCAUUCUUACAUUUACUUUGGUUUCUAAAGUCCAGAGAGGGGUACAUAACCCCAUCUUUAAAAACCACUAUGCUAAAGCAUGCUUUCGGCUGAUUUUUGCAUUGAUAAUUUUAUACAUUUUAGUGUUGAUUGUGAAAGAAAUUGUUUGCUCUAACUAACAUCUGAAAUUUCAGCAGGAUUUUUACUUUUUUAGUUUUUUUUUUUGUGCUUUAUAUAAUUAUUUGAUAAACUUUGUUGUAUCUGAUUUUGUUACCGUUUUGUCACCUGACGGCAGCGUACAACUGCUCCCCAUUAGAGCCUCGGCGAGGCUGACUUCAUGUUCAUCAGUGUGUAACAGAAAACAGAUUUCAGGUUGCUUCAUAGGGUGAUUUUUAUUGUUUUUAAAUAAAAUGUUUUUAAAUAAAA